UUUCCUUUGGAUCUUGGACUUUGCACAUAUCUCUCUUCACUUCUCUGCACUUCGAUCUCCCUCGGAAUACCCCACCCCUUAAUUCACCAUGUCUGGAUCCGCCGAAUUCACUUUCAAGCAGAUUGCUGAGCACAACACUAAGAAGGACCUCUACCUGAUCGUCCACGACAAAGUCUACGACUGCACCAGCUUCGUCGAUGAGCACCCUGGUGGCGAGGAAGUCCUCCUCGACGUUGGCGGCCAGGACAGCACCGAAGCCUUCGAGGAUGUCGGCCACAGUGACGAGGCGCGCGAGAUUCUCGAUGGUCUCCUCGUUGGCACAGUGAAGCGUAUGCCCGGUGACCCUGAGCCCCAGAGCCACGCAGCCCCCGCCUCCUCCUCAUCCUCCUCCUCAUCUUCCACCGCCGGCUUCGGCGUCGGUCUCUACGCCGUUAUCCUCAUCGGCGGUGCCAUCGCCUACGGCGCAUACAACUACCUCCAGGCUCAACAGCAGCAGCAGUAAGCCGGUUAUGGAGUGUAGAGUGUGCUACGAAGGUGUUGGUGUCUGUAUGUGCAAUGUGAAUAUGCAUUUCUGCAAUGUUUACAGCAAUUAGAAGAUCAAGAUGAGCAUGAAUCAGUUCUGUUUUCUUUUUUUCAUCAAUGGUCUCGCGAGAUGGGAUGGGCUAAAACUGUGCACGUCUGAGUUGCAUACGCCUUCUGAGUGAGGGUUUCGG
Penicillium canescens is the source of this 713-nucleotide messenger RNA. RefSeq names its product cytochrome b5-like heme/steroid binding domain-containing protein. Gene Ontology annotation, molecular function: heme binding. The transcript has 4 exons. The record is from RefSeq and is a predicted model, not a curated record. The coding region runs from base 89 to 502 and encodes 137 amino acids. NCBI's taxonomy places the organism in Eukaryota, Fungi, Ascomycota, Eurotiomycetes, Eurotiales, Aspergillaceae. Gene Ontology annotation, biological process: sterol biosynthetic process. Gene Ontology annotation, cellular component: intracellular membrane-bounded organelle; endoplasmic reticulum membrane.